CACCAGCAUCGUGUGUGCGGCAGGAGGAUAAAUUGAACAUUUCCCACGAGAUCGGGGUACAAACCGCAUCUGUCCGUUGCAGAGAGCGAAACGUUUGACCGUAUACACGCGUACGGUCUCUGUGUGUCGUGCAGUAGUGAGUUUCACGUACGUAAAAACCCAGUGCGGCGUGUGUGUUUCGGGGUCGCCGAUUCGCGCAUGGUCGAUGGUGACUUGCUCGGUCUGUCGGCUGCUGAAGAAGCUACAAAAAACUGCUGCACUGAGAUAGACAUCAUUCUAGCGCACCGCUGGAAAGCCGUGCAGUGUAUCGCUGUGAGCUGUUAUUUAAAGUGUUUUUAGUUUGCAAGUGUUUUUAGGGAGUGCAAAAAGUACGUGCCGGUGAAUAAAAAAUGCUGCUCAAACAAAUCGGUACCGUUCUGGCGCGUGCCGAAUGCCAGCGUCGUCAUCGUGCUUUGCUCCAGUUGAGUCGCCACUUUGCCGCCGUUCCGUUGGCCGAACCGGCCGCACCGUCGCUGAAAACCGAAGUACCUGGACCCAAGUCAAGGGCACUGCUGCAGCAGCUAAAUCAACUGCAGAAUGCUAACUCGGUGCAAAUGUUUGUCGACUAUGACAACUCGUACGGAAACUAUCUGCAGGACGUGGACGGCAACGUGCUGCUCGACAUUUACACGCAAAUUUCAUCCGUCCCGCUCGGUUACAAUCACAAGGAGCUGCUGAACGUGUUCCGGGAUGAGCACAACCUGUCGACACUCAUCAAUCGCCCAGCGCUCGGCGUGUUCCCGGGCGAAGAUUGGCCGAACCGGCUCCAGAACGUGCUGAUGUCGGUCGCUCCGGUUGGGCUCGAUCACGUCACGACCAUGAUGUGCGGUUCCUGCUCGAACGAGAACGCGUUCAAAAACAUCUUCAUCUGGUACCAGAAGAGGCAGCGAGGCGAAGCCACCCCGUUCACCGAGUCGGAGAUCCAGUCGUGCAUGAUCAACCAGGCCCCGGGCGCGCCGAAGCUGAGCAUCCUGAGCUUCCACGGUGCGUUCCACGGCCGGACGCUCGGCUGCCUGUCGACGACGCACUCGAAGUACAUCCACAAGAUCGAUGUGCCGUCGUUCGAUUGGCCGAUCGCACCGUUCCCGCAGUAUCGCUAUCCGCUGGAGGAGAACGUGCGCGAAAACGCGCAGGAAGAUGCGCGCUGUUUGGCGGAGGUGGAGCGCUUGAUUGAGCAGUACGGCAAGCGGGGCAUCCCGGUGGCGGGCAUCAUUGUGGAACCGAUUCAGAGCGAGGGCGGGGACAAUGAGGCGUCGCCCGAGUUCUUCCAGCAGCUGCAGAAGAUUGCGAAGGCACGGGGCAGUGCGCUGCUGAUCGACGAGGUGCAGACGGGCGGUGGACCGACCGGUAAGAUUUGGUGCCACGAGCACUUCAAUCUGCCCAGCCCGCCCGACGUGGUGACGUUCAGCAAGAAGAUGCAGCUGGGUGGAUACUAUCACGGGGCGCACAUGAAACCGUCGCAGCCGUACCGCGUGUUCAACACGUGGAUGGGCGAUCCGGGCAAGCUGCUGCUGCUGGAAUCGAUUCUGCGCGUGAUCAAGCAGGAAUCGUUGUUGGAGAAUGUGCGCCGUACGGGUGAUAAGCUGAAGCAGGGUCUGAUGGAGGCCCAGAAAGACUUCCCUCAUCUGCUGAGUGCUGCGCGCGGCCGGGGAACCUUCCUGGCGAUCAACUGUGCCACGCCCAAGCUGCGCGAUGACAUUGUGGGAGCACUGAAACAGAAAGGUGUCCUGUCCGGUGGUUGCGGUGAGCAGAGCAUUCGCUUCCGCCCGGCACUGAUCUUCGGCGAGAAGCACGUGGACAUCUUUAUGGACAAAUUCCGGCAGGUGCUGAAGGAGGUGAAGUAAACGCACGCCAAACGCCCAGCACCUGUGCCAGCUAACUUACUGCACAGAAGCGGAUGAGAAUGAGCGGACAGCUGCUACAUGAAUGGAUUGGAAUUGAGGAUGUUUGCUAUUUAGCAACCACGCUACAUUGCGGACAAAAUGGGAAAUGGAUUUGCUCCGAUUAGUUUAAUAAUCUUCCACGCACAGCACAGCGACUUGCGCACAAAAUGAAGCAGACAUUAGUAGAUUGAUUCGUUACGGUAUGGUAUGAUCCCGGUUAGGUGGUCGCGCGGUUUCCAUAGCGGGGACAAUAAGAUGGACCAGAGAGUUCUUCCCUGUCUGCGUACCGCACAGCCGUGGAUUUGUUUUAGUAAUGCUUGUAGCUGCCAUGUUGAGAAAUCGUCUAAGCUAUAUAUAAUAGAAACUCUGCCAGUACGACAGAGAGGGAAAUGAAAUAAUAUAUAACAAAAGUAUAAAACACACACACCAACACGCUACAUAAAGCGUGAAUGAGAGAACAUUUGUCUUCCAAUGAGCGAUCAAAGUGAUUCCAAAUUAAUCGGUGUCCAAACGGCGACAGGCCCAAACUGUCUUCUAGGCAGGGCGUGCUAAACCGUUACAAAAUAAAAUAGAUAAAUGUUGUCGCAUACAGUAAGCACAUUUGUGU
Molecule: messenger RNA, 2529 nt
Organism: Anopheles coluzzii
Lineage: Eukaryota; Metazoa; Arthropoda; Insecta; Diptera; Culicidae
Gene: Gabat
Product: 4-aminobutyrate aminotransferase, mitochondrial
Exons: 5
Coding region: 390-1883 (497 amino acids)
Biological process (GO): GABA catabolic process
Cellular component (GO): mitochondrion
Molecular function (GO): pyridoxal phosphate binding
Source: RefSeq, a predicted model, not a curated record